This is a messenger RNA of Phytophthora nicotianae INRA-310, 577 nucleotides long. RefSeq lists its product as hypothetical. Bases 23 to 577 code for a protein of 184 amino acids. The transcript has a single exon. Lineage: Eukaryota; Oomycota; Peronosporomycetes; Peronosporales; Peronosporaceae. The record is from RefSeq and is a predicted model, not a curated record.
CACACUCCCAUUUGAGCCUGUCAUGCGGAUAUGGGACGUGUUCUUCUGUGAAGGUAGCCAUGUAUUACUACGAGUGGGGCUUGUGCUACUUAAGCUCAACCAACCUCGCAUCAUGGCGUGUGACGACGCACUGGACGUGUACGAGAUGUUCAAAGUCUCGCACGAGACUCUACAAGAGCUGACGGCGCCCUACCGGUCGGGUCUGCUGAACCGUGACGAGUGUGUGUGCGAUACGUUGAUUCGCCUUGCAAUGGACAAGUCCUUCCUGGGGACGAUUCCGUUUGAUUCUUUGCACGAGUUGCGUCAAUACUACCGGGGCGAGAUCGAAGCGGAACUGGACGAGGUGGAAGCUCGACGACUGGAGCGUCAACGCAGUGAAGAGGCGGGGGAAGCGUGUGAAGAGCGAGCGCUCAUGAUGGAGUACGACUUCGUGGACGACUACACGUGCAGCUCUGGCUCGGAGGCCUCUCCUGCGCGACACAUUCGGUUCAUGGAUCUGUACGACAGCGACGACUCGACUGCCGACUACUUUGUCGACGUCAUGUACGACUUCUCCAUGCAACACCACUGCUGCUAA